AUGUCUUACAGCCAAGCACUCGGCAGCCUUCGGUUCUUCAUGUGCCGUCGACACCUAGCAGGCUCCUCACCGGACCUUUUAACUCGCGAGGAAGCUUCAGCCUUCACCAUGCACAGCCUCAAGGUCUGCCUUCUCAGCGCCGGUGCCCAGAUUCAGGCAGCUGACAAGAUCCGACAGCAGCAAGGCCAUCACAAAAACCCUAGCGUACAGCUCUACGGCAGAGAUGACACACUACAAGCCUUGGCCUUGCAAACCGAAAUUGCUCAGGCGUGUGCCUCAAGCUGGAGGCCCACCCGACCCAUUGCCAGGGGAGGCCAGCACCCCACCGUCGAGCCGCCUUUUGAGGUCAGCCCUUCACCGCCGCCUAUGUCUUUCCCGCUUGCGGCCCUAGGCCAGGGGUUGGACAGGUUCGUGUACGCCAGAGAAGCCGAGCUGGAGGCAGCCCUCAACAACACACAGCCAGCCUCUGCCUCUGGCCCGGUAGAGCUAGCCUCAUCGGCCGCUCCCAACCACCCGGGGAAGCCGAAGCCGCGGCAAGCCUCCCUCCAACUAUACCAGCCGAUGACAUUGAGGCCUUGUUGGUCGAAAGCUUCGCAACUGCUCGGGCCGAAUCAUCCGACUCAGACGACCCUCAACACCCGCCGUCAGCUCAAGACAUUUGCCUCUUUCAAAACGGGCCAUGGGGUUCAGUCCAUGCCCAGCCUAGGGGAGCGAAUAAGGCAGCCUGCGGAACGCCACGUUCUACAGCCGCUUUUUCGCCAACUUGCCCCAAUCGGCUUGCCGACGCCUGCUGGAUGCACUGCCCUAGCAGCGAAGAAAUGCCGGGCGGACCAGUGCAUGCCCCUCGAGUUGCCUUUCAAACAUGCUGUGCCUGCCUCCGCAGCCGUUUUAGGCUUACACCUUCCUGACAGCCCCCCCUGUUUUUCCCGCAGGAUGGCGAUCUUCGAGCAAUCCGAGCUCGCAGCCUUCCUGCAAGCUCAGGGGGGCCUCUCAGAGUCAGACCUGAGCGACAUGGGAGGCGCCCCAGCCUUCGCCAUCCAUCCCGUCCUUAUCAGCAGCCCUGACGCCGUCAGCCUCACCAUCCUCCUGGAUGGAGCAUCUGCCGCCGAGACAGCACAGCCAGGCUCAGCAGAGCCGACGCCACCCAUACAGGGGCCACUCGCCCCACCCGAGCCGCCCCAGCGCAGCGCCCUGCAGCAGCCGAUUCAACCGACCCCGGCGCCUCUUGUCUGCGGCAAGCACAAGAUGCCAACGUCUGCGCCAUCAACCUCUUAUUGGAAGAUCCUCAACAUUCAUCCGACCUCCUUCUUUAGGCCAUCUGGGCCAGAGUUGUCCUCGGAGUACUGGCAGACCUUGGGACGCUGGCCCCGCAUGUGGAAGAAGCCUGCGCCUUCUUGCAGGCCAUCCGCUCAGCCGGCUUCAGCCUUAUUCUUUCGGCCACCAAACCACUUUUUCUUUCAAUCUGAGCCCUUCUGCGAGGCAGUCCACGAUGGAGGCCUGUUCCUGUGCCCAGAACCAGACUCAGACAGAGUCAUACUUGCCACUGCUCCCCUGCCCACGUGGCCCUGUGCGGAUCCGGGCCUUGCAGCCUUAGAAGCCGCGGGUAUGUUCGCGGCGAUGCCUCUGUCUACCCGAGCCGCUCAGCCCCUCGCUCUCACAUCAGCCUUGCAGACACAUGGCGAUCUCGUCAAAAAUAGAGCCCCCAUUUGCGACGGUGCAGGCAACGCCAGUUCAGCCGAUUGGAGCCAUCCUCAGCCGAGCCCCUCAGCUAUGCAAGAUAUCAUGCAAGCUUGGUUGAAGUGGGCCUCCCAGCGGGACAUCCCCAAGCGCAUCUUCGCCCACCUUUCACAGAGCAAGCCGGAGCACCCUCUACCUGAGGAAGACCAGUUUCAGCUUAUCAGAAUAGCCUGCGAGGUCAUGGAUUGGGACUAUGACUCCAUGAUCCAAGCCGCCGAUGGCCAGCCGUUCCGCCUUAAUCUCAUGCAGGCCUUUGCGGAUCUCCUGGACGAUCCGGACAAAAACCUCCCAGCCCUGCUUCGACCCGCCCCAGACACAGUUCGCAAUCUCCUAGCCGACGAGGAGGCGGCAGGCUGGAUCAAGCCAGUACCAGUCGGCCUGGAGGAAGCCAAGCGCAUUUGGCCCAAGGGCAUAGCCGUAGGGAAGCUGAGCCUUGUCAAGGCCGAAAAUCGGGACCCAAGACUCGUCCUGGACAGCACCGUAUGCCAAGUUAACCCCAUGUGCCGCAUUCCAGAAGCGGUGGCCAUGCCUACAGUCAAUGAUGUCCGAGCCACGUUCAUGCCUUCAGACCCGCGGGGAGUCAAUCUGCCCCUCAAAGCACGCAUUAUAGAGGUCGGCAGCCGACCGGUUCACUGCAAGGCCGACCUUCCGCCCCAGCCGAAAUCCUCACGAGUCACUUGGGUCCGUAUUUCGGACCCCUCUUGCCCGGAAAUCAAGCUCACCAACACAGCUCAGGACAGCCUUCGCUGGCUCUUGCCGCGGAUUGAAGCCAUCCCAACCACCAGCCUUUCCCUCCCGCCACUGGUGCUUUGCCUUGGCAGAGCGGAUGCGCUGGCCGAGGGAGACAGAGUCGGCAUCGGUGGAUGGAUCACCACCAAGCAAAGCAUGGCGUGGUUUGCCGAAGCCUGGAGCAUGGAAGAGAUCCGAAAUACCUGGCCCUUUCUCACGAAGGACGCCCAGCGUUACAUAGCCUGCUUUGAGACGCUUGCACAGUUAGCCUUAGCCAUGACUGCCAGGGAGCGGCACGCAUUCUCACAGUUCUCUGUCUGCUGGCCUUCGCAGAGCGACAACACCCCUUCCGAAGCCGGGAUCAAUAAGCUGUUCACCACGAGCUGGCCGCUUUCCCAGUUCCUUCAGCUAAUAGCCUCUUGGUCAUCCUGCCAUGGAGUUGACCUUCAGGUGUCCCACGUGGCAGGGGCCCAUAAUCAAGGGGCCGACGACCUCAGCCGCGGUCAUCUUCAGGCCUUCAGCCACAGACCGCAGGAGCGUGUCAGGAUCAGCCUUCAUCGUUUAGCCUCAGCAGCCUCGCAAGCGCAUUGGUCCGGAGCUCCGGACUCGGCAUGCCCACUCUUGCCCAGAUCCGACUGA
Symbiodinium sp. CCMP2592 is the source of this 3105-nucleotide messenger RNA. The record is from the annotation of a GenBank genome assembly. NCBI's taxonomy places the organism in Eukaryota, Dinophyceae, Suessiales, Symbiodiniaceae.